AUGGCAAUGCUGGAGCCCUACCGUCAUCUUUCCCGCCGCCAACAAGCGCCUUCGUAUGCCACCGCCGCCAUCCUCACGCCGCGCGCAGCCGAACCCGUGACGGGACUAUGGCGUGCCGUACGGCAGCGCGACAUCCUGGGCAGCGCGAUCGCAAGCGCAACCAUCCUAUCCAAAGCAGCACCCAUCUUCCUAUCCAACAUCCCGUUCCGGUCCACGCUGACCUGGGACGCGCACCUGGUGUGCGCGUGGACGUGCAAAAUUGCCACCCGGAAGUCGAGUGACAACGGGCGGUGA
Lasiosphaeria miniovina is the source of this 294-nucleotide messenger RNA. RefSeq lists its product as uncharacterized. The transcript has 2 exons. The coding region runs from base 1 to 294 and encodes 97 amino acids. The record is from RefSeq and is a predicted model, not a curated record. NCBI's taxonomy places the organism in Eukaryota, Fungi, Ascomycota, Sordariomycetes, Sordariales, Lasiosphaeriaceae.